Epithele typhae is the source of this 2016-nucleotide messenger RNA. RefSeq lists its product as uncharacterized. The record is from RefSeq and is a predicted model, not a curated record. Gene Ontology annotation, molecular function: protein binding. The coding region runs from base 1 to 2016 and encodes 671 amino acids. The transcript has 8 exons. Gene Ontology annotation, biological process: signal transduction. NCBI's taxonomy places the organism in Eukaryota, Fungi, Basidiomycota, Agaricomycetes, Polyporales, Epitheliaceae.
AUGGACAUCCCGUCCAUCGAGCAUCGAACAAUUAUCUCUGACUGGGACCUUACCGAUGUCCACCUCUGGCUCACCAAGAUUGGUUUCCCGCAGUACGAGCAGCAGGUCAAAGAGCACAACAUCAAUGGCGAGGUCCUCUGCCUUCUGGACCCAGAAAGUCUCAAGGAGAUUGGCAUUGCAACCAUCGGCCAGCGACUGGCCAUCUUGAAGGCGGUAUACAAUGUCAAGCUCGCCCAGAACAUCCGUAUUGAGCCCGACCACUACGUUCCUCCAUCUGAGGCGGAGGAGCGGCAAGAGAAUAUCAGUGUCGAGAAGUUGUACAGUAUAGUCAAAGAUCAGAGCGAUCGCAUCCGUGUCGUGGAAGAGGACAACAGGAGAUUGAGCGAUGCGCUCAACAGCUGCCUGGAGGAUCUCCACCAACUUCGCAAUGUACCGACUAGGUCCCAGCCAGUCGAAGCCGAAAGUCCCGUGCGCUCACAUUCCUUUAAAUGGGCUUCAUUCGUGAAGCCUUCUUCCAAAUCUCCCACCAAGGCCACCGCCGAGGUUGAAUCUCCUCAACCUUCGCCACAGCGCAUGGAACAUGAUAUUCAAAGUUCACGACAAACGUCCACUGUGUACUCGGACAAAUCGAGAAAUACUGGUGCGACCCUUCUUGGUAGCGAAGCCUCCACGAGUCAGCACGCAUCCUACUCAAGUUCGAACACCUUAUUGCCAAACCCACUACCCUCCCGGCCGCAACGCCAAGACAGUUCGGACAACCUGAAGAGCUUCAAAGUCAGUCUCGAUGAUCCGGCAUGGAAGGUCUUGCCUGCGGCUUUGAAGAAGUACAAGAUCAACAAUGACGACUGGCAGAAUUACGCCAUGUUCAUCUGCUAUGGAGCACCAGGGAAUCGCAUUGAACGGUGCUUGAGCUAUGACGAGAAACCGCUAUUGCUCUUCCAGAAACUCAAGGAUGCCAAGAAGAACCCCGUCUUCAUGUUGAAACAUAUCAAAGAUAUUCGUUCUCCUAUUGCUGUUGCUCAACAGAAACAAGCUGCUCGAAAGGCGUCGGCUACGACAGACGGUGGAUCAGCGAAGUCAACCCCUACCCCUUCACAUGGACUUGUCUCGUCCCCCGGUCAGGAUCGCGGCCGACCACCGAAGUUGCAAGUCAACAGCCAGCUGCCACAUCAGACACCCGGACUUCUCACUGGGGUUCCGAAUGGGCAGUCAGGGUGGCCGGAGCUCAUGUCGCCUCUUGUGGAAAGCAAGCACGAGUCCGGACCCGAUGGGAACAAGACUCAGAACGACGGUGUCAAUGGCGCAGAAGGCUCGGAGGCAGCUACACCGCCGGUACUACGGGAAAUGCCGCCAGCAACGGAGGUGUCUUAUGCCGUAGCCAUCUAUCCUUACAUGGCGGAGCAAGAGGACGAGUUCGAUGUCGUCGUUGGUGAUACGUUCAUCAUCGUAUCAAGAGCGAGAGGGUGGUGGGUGGUACAGCGCGACCCAGCCGGCGCGGGACAAGUCGAGCAAGAUCCAUCCAAGCAAGGUUGGGUGCCCGCAGGCUGCCUACUAGAAACCAAGGUCCCCGUCUCUGUUGCGAUUGCAGAAGCGACUGCGCGCGGUGGCGCAGGUUCUUCGCCGCCCUUGUCGCCGGCAGGCACAACUCCUAUUUUGCCUUUGAGCAUUCUCUCGACAAGUUUCCCUGGCAUCGCAUUGAUGGAUUAUAAGAGGAAAGGAGAAGAGGAGCUGGAUCUCCAGAAGGAUGACUGUCUACGUGUAUUCAAGCGUUAUAACCACUGGUCAUAUGCUGUUAAGGAGGACACUGGCGAUCGUGGAUGGGUACCAUCGUGGUUCAUUGGCAAGGUUCCUUCGUCUGGAGGCACGCCGGCGACGCCGAAUGCCAGUACCGCCCCCAACCUCACCGUGGGCGACGCAGAUGCUUCGUACCGUGACCUCACCGGCCAGCAAGCGCAAGUAUCGCCGAUGUCGUCAGCAUUCCCUCCCAUACAGUCACGAGUAACGACAGUAGUCUAG